Messenger RNA from Cadophora gregata, 1921 nucleotides. RefSeq lists its product as uncharacterized. NCBI's taxonomy places the organism in Eukaryota, Fungi, Ascomycota, Leotiomycetes, Helotiales, Ploettnerulaceae. The coding region runs from base 1350 to 1766 and encodes 138 amino acids. The record is from RefSeq and is a predicted model, not a curated record. The transcript has a single exon.
GGCAGCACUAAUUCCAACUUUAAAGGUUGCUUGCCCUCUCGCCAGAAUCCAGAAUCCAGAUUUUUGGAGAAAAGUAGUAAAGUAGUAGAGUCCAGUCAUACUUACCGGCAGCCGGACAAUAAAACUGGACAAGUCUGGCCUGUUCUGGAUGUUGCUGGUGAAGCGGAGCGCAAAGCAGGAUUAUUUAAGAUUAGAGUUACAUUUAAUAGCUGGUAUGUGAGAUGGCAUGAUCUCAUUCUAGAUGGAUCUGAUCAGUACCUGAACCUUUAAAUAAGAAAGAAGGAUCAUAUCGCUAUCUUGUCCCUUCCUGGAUGCCAUAGGCGAGAGCUGAGCUGAACUUUGCUGCUAUGCUGUGCUACGCUGUGGGUUGGGUUGGGCCGCUGCGUUGCUUGCACGGGAGGCUUUGGCUUGGCUGGGUCAGAUGCACGGACGGAUUGUGAAAGAUGGACGGAUUGGUCUCAGAUAUUUGGGUGUGUGUAACUAUGUAGACGGCUGGACAGUACUACACGGGUAAGGUAAGGUAAGGUAUCGGCUCGGGCAUGCCGACUGACGACGAUUCUUUACGACGAACCUUUCACACUUCGGGAAACGGGCUCGGUAUCUAGCCUCUACGCUUACAGUGACUGAACAUCUCUACUGUAUGCUGCACAGUGCUUUGAUACUCCAUCCGUCCCAACAAUCGAGAGAUAGGUAAAGUUUGGGUGGGCAGCUAUGCCUUUUGCUUUGAGAACUCAAAGCAAUGCGUUCCAUCAUUCGUAUGCGCCCGCACGCACGCGUCUCUUGUCCCAACGCAACUGCAACCGUGUAGUAGUUAGUGUAAAGGGAGCACACACAGCAGUUUGCUUGCGCGGUACCGCUCCGCCCCAUCAGUCCCAGCGCAGUGGCAACUUCGCGGCCGUUUGUUUCAGGGAAGCAACGGCUUCGUUUCGAUGUUUCCUUUAUUAUUCGCUCGCCUCCACCACCAGCUCCGUCUCCUCCACGCGAGCGAGCGAUACCCGUCUUCGGCGUCUUGGGGGGGGGGGGUUUGGGGCUGGAAGAAGAUAGAGCGCCAUGUGAAGUUGGGAUGGGGACCUUGCAUGCGGAGGAUUUUCGUCGCCUGUAGGUGGACGCCUUCCCGCGAGCCAGCGAGCCGUUCAACCACGAGACAGUAGAAGGAGUCAACACAGGAGAGCAGCAGCCGUCGGCCAAGCCAGCCAGCCAGCCAGCCCGGCCUCCAGAACUCCACGAAGUUGGCGAGCGAGCGAGCGGUUGAGCAAGCCAGCCGAGGAGAAAAAACAGCCUUUGCCGUCGCCUUUACCGUCAUCUAAGACACGUGGAAGUUGUGCUGCAAGUUUAAAUGGCAAAGUAAAAUGAAGAGGCAGCAGAAGCAGGCAUACGAAGAAAACGAGAUGACAGCAGAAAGUCGACUCUUGUUCCUCGUCAUUAAGAAUUACCUUAAAGAGGUCAGGGCAAGCAAGAUCAAAGUCCAGGAAAUCUUCCUUGCCCUGUCUGACCGACCAUUAUUGCACAAAAUAAAUGAAUAUCCACAACAUCCUCAUCUCGCUCUUCCCUGCCUGUUCCCUUCCUUUUCAGCCUCCACCAAAUCUCCCUCCCUCCCUCCCUCCCUCCCUCCCUCCCUCCCAUGCCAGAUGCCACAUGGCAGGGAAGGAGGUAGUUCUCCGGCACAAGUGAAAAAUUUCCUUCAAAUCGACCCAGCAAACAGGAAACGAGCCCCCCUUUUUACAGUACCUCCACUUUUCCCACCCGUCCCAUCUUCCAGAAGGUGAAAUCGAAGGUUUUAAAACUGGGCCUGGAACUCCACCUAUCCAAUAAUUCCAACCCCCCGGCUCCACUGAAUCCAGGAACGGCCAGGGAUGUGGCUGGCUACGUACUGUAGCGUCCCCAUGGUGCUGCAGUAGGUGGAUCUCAGAACAAUCUUGGC